AUGCGCCUCAUUCCCCAAGGCGCCUUCUCUCAAAGCCUACCCCUCCAACCCGCCGUCGCUACGCGCCUAGCCCACUCCAUCCCGAAGCCCAAAGCCGCGCGCGACCUCGAGAGCAAGACCGAGCAGCAGAUCCGCCUCGAGUCGAACCCGCACUACCAGCUCGACUUCACCUGCGUGCCUUGCGACACCCGCUCCCGCCACAAGGUCUCAAAGCAGGGCUACCACCACGGCUCCGUCCUCAUCACCUGCCCGGGCUGCCGCAACCGCCACGUCAUCAGCGACCACCUCGGCAUCUUUGGCGACAAGAAGGUCACCGUUGAGGAUCUCAUGCGCGAGAAGGGCAGGCUGGUGAAGAGGGGCACGCUCGGCGAGGACGGUGACAUUGAGUUCUACCCCGACGAGGGCUCUACGGAGGCCGAGGCUGGGGCCAAGGCUGGCGAGGCCAAGAAAGAAGAGUCAUCAUGA
Messenger RNA from Colletotrichum chrysophilum, 465 nucleotides. RefSeq lists its product as uncharacterized. The transcript has a single exon. Gene Ontology annotation, biological process: protein import into mitochondrial matrix; protein stabilization; protein folding. The record is from RefSeq and is a predicted model, not a curated record. The coding region runs from base 1 to 465 and encodes 154 amino acids. Gene Ontology annotation, cellular component: mitochondrion. Gene Ontology annotation, molecular function: protein-folding chaperone binding; zinc ion binding. NCBI's taxonomy places the organism in Eukaryota, Fungi, Ascomycota, Sordariomycetes, Glomerellales, Glomerellaceae.